AUGAAACCCCCCUCAGGGCCAGAGGAGGCCCGGCAGCCAGCCUCGGACAUCCGUGUGUUCGCCAGCAGCUGUACACUGCACGGUUUGGGCCAUGUCUUUGGCCCGGGUGGCCUGACCCUGCGCCGGGGGCUGUGGGCUGCAGCUGUGCUCCUGUCGGUGGCUGCCUUCCUCUACCAGGUGGCCGGGAGGGUGAGCUACUACAGGGAGUUCCACCACCAGACCACCAUGGACGAGCGGGAAAGCCAUGAGCUCACCUUCCCAGCCAUUACCCUGUGCAACCUCAACCCGCUGCGCCGCUCACACCUCACUCCCAAUGACCUGCACUGGGCCGGGCCCGCGCUGCUGGGCCUGGACCCCCCAGAGCACGCUGCCUUCCUACGUGCCCUGGGCCGCCCCCCUGCUCCGCCCGGCUUCAUGCCCAGUCCCACCUUCGACAUGACACAACUCUACACCCGCGCUGGGCACUCCCUGGAUGAUAUGCUGCUGGACUGCCGCUACCGCGGCCAACUGUGUGGACCUGAGAACUUCACCGCGGUCUUCACCCGGAUGGGGCAGUGCUACAUGUUUAACUCUGGUGCCAACGGGGCAGAGCUGCUCACCAUUACCAAAGGUGGUGCUGGCAAUGGGCUGGAGAUCAUGAUGGAUGUGCAGCAGGAAGAGUAUCUGCCUGUGUGGAAGGACACGGGGAAUACCCCAUUUGAGGUGGGGAUCCGAGUGCAGAUCCACAACCAGGAAGAGCCGCCCAUCAUUGACCAGCUGGGCUUCGGGGUGGCCCCCGGCUACCAAACUUUUGUGUCCUGCCAGAAGCAGCAACUGAGUUUCCUGCCACCGCCCUGGGGUGACUGCAGUUCCGUGUCUCUGGACCCCGAUUUUGACCCGGAGCCCUCCGAUCCCCUGGGUCCCCCCAGCCCCAGCUCCAGCUCCAGCCCCCCCUAUAGCCUAAUGGGUUGUCGUCUGGCCUGCGAGACCCGCUACGUGGCUCGGAAGUGUGGCUGUCGAAUGAUGCAUAUGCCUGGCAGCGCGCCCGUGUGCAGCCCCCAGCAGUACAAGGACUGUGCCAAUCCAACCCUGGACGCAAUGCUCCGGAAAGACGUGUGCGCCUGCCCCAACCCCUGCGCCAGCACGCGCUACGCCAAGGAGCUCUCCAUGGUGCAGAUCCCGAGCCGCGCCGCCGCCCGCUACCUGGCCCGGAAGUUCAACCACAGCGAGGCCUACAUCAGGGAGAAUGUGCUGGUCCUGGACAUCUUCUUUGAGGCCCUGAACUAUGAGACAGUGGAGCAGAAGAAGGCCUAUGAGGUGUCUGAGCUGCUCGGUGACAUUGGGGGCCAGAUGGGGCUGUUCAUUGGGGCCAGCCUACUUACUAUCCUUGAGAUCCUAGACUACCUCUCUGAGGUGUUCCUAGACAGGGUCCUGGGAUAUUUCUGGAACCGAAGGCGAUCCCAAAGGCACUCCAGCACCAAUCUGCUUCAGGAAGGGCUGGGCAGCCAUCGAACCCAAGUUUCCCACCUCAGCUUGGGCCCCAGCACUGCGGUCUGUCCCACAAGGCCUCCCACCCCUCCGUGUGCUGUCACCAAGACUCUCUCUGCCUCCCACCGCACCUGCUACCUUGUCACACGGCUCUAGACCUGCUGCCUGUGUCUUCAAGGCCAUGCCUUGACACCCUGGACAUGCCAAGUCUGCACAUGGCUUUGCCACCUUCACCCCAAAUAAAGUUCUAAUGCAUCA
Messenger RNA from Carlito syrichta (Philippine tarsier), 1725 nucleotides. It is a transcript of the gene ASIC3, whose product is annotated as acid sensing ion channel subunit 3. Gene Ontology annotation, cellular component: membrane. Bases 1 to 1623 code for a protein of 540 amino acids. Lineage: Eukaryota; Metazoa; Chordata; Mammalia; Primates; Tarsiidae. Gene Ontology annotation, biological process: sodium ion transmembrane transport. The record is from RefSeq and is a predicted model, not a curated record. The transcript is spliced from 11 exons.